Messenger RNA from Aspergillus affinis, 1572 nucleotides. RefSeq names its product dolichyl-P-Glc:Glc1Man(9)GlcNAc(2)-PP-dolichol alpha-1,3-glucosyltransferase ALG8. Lineage: Eukaryota; Fungi; Ascomycota; Eurotiomycetes; Eurotiales; Aspergillaceae. The record is from RefSeq and is a predicted model, not a curated record. The coding region runs from base 1 to 1572 and encodes 523 amino acids. Gene Ontology annotation, molecular function: dolichyl pyrophosphate Glc1Man9GlcNAc2 alpha-1,3-glucosyltransferase activity. Gene Ontology annotation, biological process: protein N-linked glycosylation. The transcript is spliced from 5 exons. Gene Ontology annotation, cellular component: endoplasmic reticulum membrane.
AUGCGCCAUUGUCGCAACGGCUUUCAAGAUUCUCUUAUUCCCUGCUUAGUACGUCGCAUCCUGUCCGAAACCCCCGAACCGAGACGAAGGGGGGGAAAGAUCUCCAAAGAACCAAUUCUCAUCAGCUUCUUCCAAUGCAGUAAAUCAACCGACUUUGAAGUUCACCGGAACUGGCUCGCAAUUACCCAUUCCCUGCCCGUAAAGGAUUGGUACUACGAGAAAACUUCGGAAUGGACUCUCGACUACCCUCCCUGUUUCGCGAUAUUCGAGUGGUUGCUAUCCCAAGCAGCGCGCUAUGCAGACCCGGCCAUGCUGGUCGUCAGCAAUCUGAACUAUGAUUCGUGGCAGACCGUUUACUUCCAGCGGGCGACGGUUAUCCUCACGGAGUUUGUUCUCGUUUACGCAUUGAGCCGGUAUAUCAAGUCCGUCCACCCGUCGAACAAACACCUCGCGCAUAUCGCCAGUCUAUCCAUCCUGCUCUCCCCCGGCCUCUUGAUCAUUGACCACAUCCACUUCCAAUACAACGGCUUCCUCUAUGGAAUAUUGAUCUUAUCCAUUGUCCUGGCCCGAAAGCAGUCGACUCUCCUUCUCAGUGGCAUCACGUUCGCAAUCCUGAUUUGCUUGAAACACAUCUACCUAUAUCUCGCUUUGGCCUACUUCGUGUACUUGCUGAGAGCAUACUGCCUGGAUCCUAAAUCGUUCUUCCGACCCCAGUUUGCGAACAUCUUCAAACUCGGCGUGUGCAUCGUCGGCAUAUUUGCCAUAGCUUUUGGCCCGUUCCUCCAAAUGGGCCAGCUGCUUCAACUGAAGGACAGACUGUUCCCGUUUUCACGAGGCCUAUGCCAUGCUUACUGGGCACCGAACAUAUGGGCAAUGUACUCAUUUACCGAUCGUGUUCUUAUCCAACUUGCUCCACGCUUGGGCCUUACGGUCAACCAAGAGGCUCUGGCCAGCGUCACCCGCGGACUUGUCGGAGACAGUUCUUUCGCCGUCCUCCCCGAGGUGACCAAGGAACACACUUUCAUCCUCACUCUUCUAUUCCAGCUGCUUCCGUUGGUCAAACUCUGGCUGCGUCCUGACUGGGACACCUUUGUUGGGGCCAUCACCCUUUGUGGCUAUGCUUCUUUCCUGUUCGGCUGGCAUGUUCAUGAAAAGGCCGUGCUCCUGAUUAUCAUUCCGUUCAGCUUGAUCGCACUUAAAGAUCGCCGAUACUUCAGCGCUUUCCGUCCUCUCGCCGUGGCAGGCCAUGUCUCCCUCUUCCCGUUGCUCUUUACGGCGGCAGAAUUUCCCAUCAAGACCGUCUACACCAUCUUGUGGCUGAUUCUGUUCCUUUUCGUGUUCGACCAGGUCGCGCCCGUCCCAGAACGGCCACGGAUCUUCCUCGCCGAUCGCUUCUCCCUACUCUAUCACACGGUAGCCAUUCCCCUGAUCGUUUACUGCUCCCUGAUCCACCAGCUCAUCUUCGGCCUGGGACGACUCGAAUUCUUGCCCCUGAUGUUCAUGAGCAGUUACUCGGCUCUAGGAGUGGUGGGAAGCUGGGUCGGAUUCAUGGUCGUAUACUUCACAGCAUAA